This is a messenger RNA of Monomorium pharaonis (pharaoh ant), 1303 nucleotides long. It is a transcript of the gene SdhB, whose product is annotated as succinate dehydrogenase [ubiquinone] iron-sulfur subunit, mitochondrial. The transcript is spliced from 8 exons. The coding region runs from base 242 to 1111 and encodes 289 amino acids. The record is from RefSeq and is a predicted model, not a curated record. NCBI's taxonomy places the organism in Eukaryota, Metazoa, Arthropoda, Insecta, Hymenoptera, Formicidae. Gene Ontology annotation, cellular component: mitochondrial membrane. Gene Ontology annotation, biological process: aerobic respiration; respiratory electron transport chain; tricarboxylic acid cycle. Gene Ontology annotation, molecular function: electron transfer activity; 2 iron, 2 sulfur cluster binding.
AGAUUUAUUAAGAUAAAAAUAAUAUAUAUAUCUACAAAUUAUUAAUUUAAUUUGGCCUAAAAAUGGUGGACAAUGUCCAAACUUUUAUUUGAGAAAAAACAAAAUCCGUUACCAGUGUUGUGCGCUGGAUUUCGAAUAAAGGUUUCCCCAGCCUUUCCCUCCAACGUGCUCCAAGGAUUGAAGCAAUCAGACACGCAAGCAGGCAGGUCUUUGGCAGGUCUAGUUACAUAAUGCGGGCAUCAUGAACGUGUUGAUACUGAAUUGUUCAAAGAUGGUCGGAAUAAUGCCGUACACUUGUAGAAAUGCGCUACGUCAAGUCAGAGCUUUGCAUACUACAGCAGUUCAAAAUGCUGAAGCCAGGGUCAAGACUUUUUCAAUUUAUCGUUGGAAUCCAGACAAACCAGAUGAGAAACCAUAUAUGGAAAAAUAUAAAGUAGAUCUGAAAACUUGUGGUCCAAUGGUACUGGAUGCUCUAAUCAAGAUUAAAAAUGAAAUUGAUCCAACAUUGACAUUCCGUCGUUCUUGCCGUGAAGGUAUCUGUGGAUCCUGUGCUAUGAAUAUUGGAGGAACAAACACAUUGGCAUGUAUCAGCAAAAUUGAUAAGAAUACAAGCACGACAUGUGAGGUUUAUCCUUUGCCUCACAUGUAUAUUGUUAAAGAUCUGGUGCCGGAUUUAAAUAAUUUCUAUGAGCAGUAUCGUAGCAUACAACCGUGGUUGCAACGCAGAGACACAAAGGAGACUGGGAAUCAACAGUAUUUGCAGAGUGUAGAAGACCGUAAAAAAUUGGAUGGUCUCUACGAAUGUAUUCUCUGUGCUUGCUGCAGCACUUCUUGCCCAUCCUAUUGGUGGAAUGGUGAUAAGUAUUUAGGCCCUGCAGUACUUAUGCAAGCUUAUAGGUGGAUUAUUGAUUCGCGAGACACUCAAGCAAAGGAGCGUCUAGAAAAAUUGAAGGAUCCAUUUUCCGUUUACCGUUGUCAUACAAUCAUGAAUUGCACGCGGACCUGCCCAAAAGGUCUGAAUCCUGGAAAAGCGAUAGCAGAAAUAAAAAAGCUGUUGGCUAAUUUUAGCCAGAAGCCACAACCGGAUCUCGCCGCAUCGGGAUCUUCAUAGUUAAAGGAAUAUUAAGUAGAAUUAAUGAGUUGUCUUAUACACUUGUCUUAUGUAUUACUACGUGCAGCGAACAUGUAUUCAGCGUGAUUUCAUACGACCGGCGAAUCCAUCAAAUAGCAGAUAAAAUGGUCUAGCAAUCGAGAGAUUAAUCUCAAGCACUACUUGUAAAUAAAAGAAGCUUAGCAUACAGAA